Messenger RNA from Penicillium samsonianum, 228 nucleotides. RefSeq lists its product as uncharacterized. The record is from RefSeq and is a predicted model, not a curated record. Bases 1 to 228 code for a protein of 75 amino acids. The transcript has a single exon. NCBI's taxonomy places the organism in Eukaryota, Fungi, Ascomycota, Eurotiomycetes, Eurotiales, Aspergillaceae.
AUGGCAGCGAUCAGAAUAAUCCAUCAUACCAAGUCCGCAUCCCUGUCCCUCCAUUCGAUUGCCGAAAGAUCGGGCAAAAAGGGCAACUGGGCGAACAGGAACCGCGGGGUGGUGCUUGUCUUCUGCAUCGUCUUUCUCGUUGUGGUCGGAAUCAUGGCACUCUUUGCAUACCGACGAAUGUUGAAACGAAAAGCCGACAAGGAGUCCUAUGAGACGACGCGUGAUUAG